Molecule: messenger RNA, 218 nt
Organism: Microtus oregoni (creeping vole)
Lineage: Eukaryota; Metazoa; Chordata; Mammalia; Rodentia; Cricetidae
Product: 60S ribosomal protein L39
Exons: 1
Coding region: 20-175 (51 amino acids)
Biological process (GO): translation
Cellular component (GO): cytosolic large ribosomal subunit; ribosome
Molecular function (GO): structural constituent of ribosome
Source: RefSeq, a predicted model, not a curated record
CCCGCCUAGCCUUCUCGCCAUGUCUUCUCACAAGACUUUCAGAAUCAAGCGAUUCCUGGCUAAGAAACAAAAGCAAAAUCGUCCUAUUCCUCAGUGGAUUCGGAUGAAAACUGGCAACAAAAUCAGGUACAACUCCAAGAGAAGACACUGGAGGAGAACGAAGCUGGGUCUGUAAGGAGUCAACAAUGAAUGGCAAAACAAUGAUGAAUUGUGAUCCU